Messenger RNA from Rhineura floridana, 7178 nucleotides. RefSeq names its product zinc finger protein 883-like. Gene Ontology annotation, molecular function: DNA-binding transcription factor activity; RNA polymerase II cis-regulatory region sequence-specific DNA binding. The transcript is spliced from 4 exons. The coding region runs from base 568 to 2565 and encodes 665 amino acids. The record is from RefSeq and is a predicted model, not a curated record. Lineage: Eukaryota; Metazoa; Chordata; Lepidosauria; Squamata; Rhineuridae. Gene Ontology annotation, biological process: regulation of transcription by RNA polymerase II.
CACAUAAAUGUGCUUCCCUCAGGAAAAGCUCCACAAUGACUUCACUCAGCGUCUGGAGAUUGUCUUGAAAAGCCAGCAGUAAGAUUUCUGUGGCUCUGGUUUCUGGUGACAGUUUGCCUGUGGUGUAUCACUGAACUACACAGCGGUAGGAAGGAAGGACUUGCCCACGAUCGCCUAAAUCCAUAGCAGUCCCAACACUUGAACACAGCUCUCCCCCAGUUCUCUGCCUUCAGGGCCACUUUCUCAGUAGCCAGCAGAAAUCCUGACCCACCUGGACUGGAGAGACAGAUACUACCAGGUCCCCAUUCAAGAGAUGCAGCACUUUGUUAUUACUCCACAAACGUGGCUCAGGCCCACCCGAUAUACUUCGGUUUCCCAGGAGAAAGAGAUUAUUGUUGUUGGCCUUUAAGGGGUUAAACAUCCAGGUAUCAUAUCGGUAUAUUUCCUCCCCGGGCCACAGAGACAGAUUCUUUUCCAGGCCGGGGUUGAGGCAAAUGCCAAUUUUCUGGAGACGACCGCUUUGUGUGUUGCAACUCGGAACUGGCCUUUGUCCUUUGCAAUCGCAGGAUGACGCCUCCUCCGAGGUUUCUGGCGCUGCAGCGAGCGAGGGAUGGGAAGCACUGGGCGGCGCGCGCCCGCGCAAGGGGAACGCCUGAUGCCAGGAUGGGAUUUCCUGGGGACGGCCUUCGUGGGGGCACAUCGUCUCUUGUGCCUGCAGUCUGGGGUUUCCCGGGGAGUCUGCAGGUUUUUGGCUCAGCAAAUUUUGCUUUGAUAUCCUGGAUGGCGCAAGUUGACAAACAUGAACAUGUUCCAGAAUUUCAGAUUUCUGAGGAAGGGGAGAUCCCAAGAGACAAAGUCUUGCCAGGUGCUGAGACAGUGAAGGCAGAAGUGACGUUUCCUCCCAAUGCAUCAACUGCAGAAAGUCCAGCCCAGAGCCUCCAAAACACCUGCAAGGUAAACCCUCCACCGCUCAGACGUCGCCGCAGGAGAUCAAAUGCGCCAGCCGCAGGGGGUUACAUCAAUGUGCUGGGCACCGUUGAGGCACCUCCAGACCAUGCCUUGACCCGGCGUGUGCCAGAGAAGCCAUUCCGCUGCACCGACUGCGGGAAAAGCUUUUCACAGAGCUCCAACCUGAUAGAGCACCAGAGGAUCCACACAGGGGAGCGCCCAUUCACAUGCAGCGAGUGCGAGAAGAGUUUCAGCCGCAGCAGCACCCUUGUGGAACACCAGCGCACGCACACGGGCGAGAAGCCUUACACGUGCCUGGAGUGUGGGCGGGGCUUUAGCCGGAGCUCCACCCUCACAGAACACCAGCGCACGCAUACCGGGGAGACGCCCUUCCUGUGCCGGGAGUGCGGGAAGGCCUUCAGCCGCACCUCCAACCUCAUGAAGCAUCUGCGCACCCACUCGGGCGAGAAGCCCUAUACGUGUGCGCUCUGCGGAAAGCGCUUCUCCCUGAGCUCCAACCUCCUGAAGCACGAGCGCACCCACUCGGGGGAGAAGCCCUUCCCCUGCGCUCUCUGUGGGAAGCGCUUCAAGAAGAAAACCCACCUAGUGUCUCACCAUCGGGUGCACACCGGGGAGCGGCCCUACCGCUGCGAGGAGUGUGGGAAGUGCUUUUCCCAGAGCUCCAUCCUGAUUGAGCAUCAGAGAAUCCACACGGGAGAGAAGCCCUACAAAUGUGCAGACUGUGGGAAGGGCUUUUGUGUGAGCUCAAACCUCAUCAAGCACCAGAGAAUCCACACGGGGGAGAAACCCUAUGCCUGCUCAGUCUGCGGGAAGGCUUUUUCGCAAAGCUCUGUCCUCAUUGAGCACCAGAGAAUCCACACUGGGGAGAGGCCCUUUGUGUGCAACGUGUGCGGGAAGCGCUUCUCCCAAAGCUCCACCCUGAUGGGGCACCAGAGAAUCCACACAGGAGAGAAGCCCUUUGCCUGUCCCGAGUGUGGGCGGGGCUUCAGCCGGAGCUCCGCCCUGACGGAGCAUCAGCGCACCCACACCGGAGAGACGCCCUUCCCGUGUCGGGAAUGUGGGAAGGCCUUCAGCCGUACAUCCAACCUUGUGAAGCACCUGCGCACCCACUCGGGGGAGAAGCCCUACACCUGCACCCUCUGCGGGAAGCGCUUCUCCCUGAGCUCCAACCUCCUGAAGCAUGAGCGCACCCACUCGGGGGAGAAGCCCUUUCCCUGCCCUCUCUGUGGCAAGUGCUUCAAGAAAAAGACCCACCUGGUGUCGCACAAUCGGGUGCACACCGGGGAGCGGCCCUAUCGGUGCGAGGAGUGUGGGAAGUGCUUCUCCCAGAGCUCCUCCCUGAUCGAGCAUCAGAGAAUCCACACGGGGGAGAAGCCUUACAAGUGUGCCCAGUGUGGCCGAGGGUUCUACGUCAACUCCAAACUGGUCAAGCAUCAGAGAAUCCACACGGGGGAGAAACCCUAUGCCUGUUCCGCCUGUGGGAAAACCUUUCGCUACAAGCAGCAAUUCCCACGCCAUGUGGCCCAUGUCCACCCUGGGGAAGACCAGGUGUCUGUGCUUACCUUGAGCACCAGCGUCAAUGUGCUGCUCUCAUAGAGCUAGAACAGCCCCCUGGCCUUUGGGGCUUCAGAUCCUCUGGAGGCCGAUUCCACCGAAAGGCAUCACGGGCUGCCCAAUUUGGUAGGUUCGUAGACUGUCCAGUCUAGCAUCUCAUUGCUAAGUUAUGAAGCACUUCCUGGGACCUCCCAAGGAUAAUUCUAGUACCACAGUUACAGUCAAAAUUGGGUGGCCUGACUCGCAACGCUAGCUUCAUCCUCAUGCAGAGGAGCUACUUCUUGAAAUGAUGAGGGUUCUUGUAUUGGCAUAUAUAGUGUGUCACUGGGAAAGAGGAUGAAAAAAUUGGGGCUGCUUUGCUUUGUAGGGAUCUCAGACUAGUGUACAUUUACAGUAGUAACAAGGAGGGCACCAACCUGAGAUCUUGUUGUGGAGUGAAAGAUCAGCCAUUGCAAGGAUUCUGUUAGUGUGUCUUGUAUUGUUUUAUGAGACGUAGAAAGCUCAAAGGGGUUCAGUGGUGAUACUGUGACUUUCUCUUUUGCUAGGGUAUUUCUGGUAUCAACCAGCAGCCCCCUUGCGGCAGGUGUUUUCCUUUUCUGUUUUGAGGAAAGGCAAAGGGAUUUUGGGAGGAGCUUUUUUUAAAAAGUUUGGUGAAUUGCUGAAGGUUUGCAAGUGCAUAUUUCCUGGGCCUUGUCUUGUUUCUUAAGGAAAAGCAAAAUGGUAUUGUGAGAUUCUUUUUAUUAGAACAUUUACAGUAUUAUCUAGGAGACAGCCAAUUCAUAUUUCAGGGGAGUUUUAACAAUAUUAUGAAGUUUGUUCCAAUAAUACGUUUAUGAUAUCAGUUGGAGGAAAACGGCAAGCUAGCUCUGACUUAAAAUUCCACCUAAUUUGAAUGGUGAUGGAGGCCCCUCUCUUUGUUAUUCAAAGCCAUCCCUACAGAGCCAGAAUAUGAGUCUAACUUAGUAAGUUAUUCUUCUUGAUCAGGGUUUAAAAGGCCUUUUUCAGUUUGAGGGCCACGUUCCAUCAUGGGCAACCUUCUGGGGGCCGCAUAUAAGUGGUGGGUGAGGCCAAUGGCAAAAGUGGGUGGCGUAACAGAUGUGACUCUACCUUUGUACAGUAGGCUGCAUUCCAGCCAAACAAAAGUCAAGAAAGAGGUUUCUACGCACACACACAUGCCACAUAUCUUUAUUUCCAGGCACGUAAGAGUCAUUAUUACAGUUAAAGGGCACAUUUCAGCCAGCCAAAAGCACUCAAGGUUAUGGCCUGUAGGAGAGGACAGUCUUAAGGCCCAAACUGAGAGCACUGGAAGGCUACACUUAUUUCCUGGGCCUCAAGUUCCCUACCCUGUUCUAGAUGCUUCUAGUGGUUUACUGGCUAUCCAGAACAUCACAGUAUGGUUCACUUGGUCUCCUGACAACUGUGCCUGAUUUGUUCCAGGUUUCACAUUCUUGUAACCUUUUAAUGAUCAGUGCAACUGAACAAGACUUAAGCUAAUGCUUUGUUGUUUGUUUUCAAGACAUCUCACGGGCAACUGUCAAGGUGGGGGUAACUGGCAGGGUCGUGGCUUCUUUGCAGUAUACUUGCUUGACAAACAGGGUUACCUUUUGAGUUAUGUGGAGGAGGGAAAUUGGAUGCAAUCCUGCCAAAGCCAAACACAUCAAGACUCGCCAAUUUCAACAGGGAAGAGUUAAACAUUUCUCCCAUUAUAAUCACUGAAACUUUAAGCAAUUAACUUUGGCAGGAUUGUGAGAAAUGGGAACAUAGGAAGCUGCCUUAGAAUGACUGAGGCCACUGGUCCAUCAAGCUCAGUAUUACCUACAUUGACUGGCAGCAGCUUUCCUGGGUUUCAGACAGCGGUUUCUCCCAGUCCUAUCUGGAGAUGCCAGGGAUUGAACCUGGGAUCUUCUGCAUCCACAGCAGAUGCUCUCCCACUAUGGCCCUUCUUCCCUUUAUUAUUCCUCCCCCCUUUCCAAAAAGACCACCUUGAGCAAGAAGUCACUCUCGCAUCCUUCAUGUAAUUGCAUUUACUUGAGGAGUUUGACCUUUCCAGCAGAGAAUUUCCAUGAAUCAGCUUCACAAGGGUCAGAAUUUCAUUAAUAAGGACUAGGAUGGAAAAGAAAAGCUGCUCUAUGGCUGAAUGAGUAGCAGGCAUGCCAAUCCUAAACCGUUUACCGGGAGGUCAGUUCCACUGAAAUAAAAUAGAUUGGAUUCUGGCAGACCACCAGAGGGCAGUCAUUAAAUGCUGUGACAUGUCGUAGACAAGCGGUGAGGUCAGAGUUCACCAUGUUGGGUAGUAUGUUUGAAAGAUGGAGUGAGCGAGGAGAGUGGCAGGCAACCAUGGGUGUCUCAGGAAUGGCCAAGGGAAGCACCCCCACCCCCAUUCGAAAAGACAAUAUCCACAUUCCCAUCUUUCAUUAAAAACAAAAAAGUAAGCCUCAGGCACUUGAGUAACCCAAGAUAUGAGGCAAAACAUGCAGGCGUUAUUCUCAUUUUGAUUGUGUGUGUGUAUGUGUAUGGUGUUUGUUUAGAAACUAGCCUGUUCCUGCCUUUCAGUUUUUAGCCAAGGAAUAUGGUCAUAAUGAUUAGAUACUUGGGACAGCAAUUCUAGGCAAUCAAAGAGGAGGCUAGCGUCAAACACCCUUUGUCUAGAGUAGACCCUAGAGAAGGAGCUUCAUGGUUGGUUUGUAAGUCUUCUGCUAGUCUUCCUUGGUGGAGAAGUGAUUGCUGCCCCAUAGAAAGCAAUUCCCAGGAUUUUAGUGUAGCUGUGAUCUGGGAGUAGUGUGCUAACCCUAAAAAAAGUAGCAGCAAGGAAAGGUUUUCCUUAUCUUUCUAAUUUUGUUCUUAUGUCAGGAAAAAAUGGGGGUGGAUUGUGUUUGUAAAGAUAUUCAGAAUUACUCUGCCAAUACCAAUGUACUCAAUGCAGAGAGUAUGGGUUAUGCCAGCCCUGCAAAAUAACUGUGUUUUUAUACCAAAUCUUCUGGGUGGACAGGGGAGUAGUGUAUGUCAACCUUGAAGUGUAGUCCAGUGUUAUUAGCGUAUUGGGGUGGGAUGGUGGGUAAGGAGAUGCAGGGUGGCGGUGGCUGUGGCGUUGAUUGUAGCAGCAGUGCAGUUAAUUAAGGACUGGCGGGGGAAUGAGUGAGCUAGGGAAAGAACUGAGGUUUUUCAGUGGAAAGUUGCUGUCUAGAUGCCAGGUCUACUUGAGAUGGACAGCAGGUCUUCCCAUCAGUCACCAAAUCCACCAGAAGUGGUGGACCUGUUCUCUGAUGGUAGUUAUGUAUAUUUAUUCAUUUGGAGCAUUUACUUUGUCCUUCCAUUCUCCCCCCCCCCCGGAAAAUACCUGCUGAUGCCUAUGCAAACAACUAUCUUAGAACAUUUAAAUAAAUGAGUUUGGGAGCCCCAAAUGAUUGCCCUGUAGUGGCACUUGUUAUAUUUGGACAGUGGAGAUUGGGAGUGAUGAAAUCACUGUCACUCCUAUGAGAUCCAUGUGGAGGGAUAUUUACAAGGAAGUGUGAACUGUAGGGUUAAUACCCUCCCACUUUGGCUAAAGUGGAAAUAAGUGUAGCAAGGCAAACAGUUCUUGUAUAAAUGCAGAGGUUUCCAAAAACAUUCAUGGGGAAUGAACUGGCAUGGUCUGCUAAUAAUGAGAUACUUAAGCACAUAAGCCAGCCUUAAAUGUUUUGUCACCCCAAGUGGCUGUAUUGCAGGAUGCAAAAGGUGUUUCCCACGAUCUUUUGCUGUGUACAGUCCCAGUGUUGUGUCUCAGUAUUCUCUGCGGCAGUACAAAGAAUCACUUACUGCUUCACUGGUAUCCUAAACAACUGCUAUGUUGUUCAGCCCUGCACAAAAGGCACACCUGUUGCAUCUAUUGCCACCUUCAAAUGUUGGAGGGUGUACACACACCACACAAUCUUGUGGUAUUUAUGUACUAGUUUGUUUAUGUGGGAGUAAAUGAGAGCAUAGAUUUGUUCUCAUGUAUUCAGAGGUAUUGAAGUUAUGGUAACAAAGGAACAGACAUCUUUGUUGUUGGUUUCAGGGCCUUAAAUUGAUGUCUGCUGUGUUCCAGCUUCAUGAACAUGUUACUAUGUAGUCAGUUUUGUGGGAUUGAUUCCGCUGAUCUCCUAAUUUUUCUGUGAAAAUCCAAACUGAUUCAGCAGAUUUGUACAUAAAUGUUGUUGUCAAGAAGCAGAAUCAAAGCAAUACAUAAAUUAGCAACUGUGUGUUACUCAAUAACCCAAAAACCAUAAAGCUAACCAAAACAUAGGUGAGACAAUUCCUACAAGAGGUCUGUGGAAGAUUUGCAAAGUUAAAUGUAGCCGAAAUUGAUAUAAUAUCACCUGGUCAACCUGGAGUCAGAUUCGAAACAUUUUACUCCAUAUUAUUAAGGUAUGUGGUUAACAACACCGAUUCAAGCCUUAUUUUAAUUUCUGCCGGCUCUGUUCAUAGGAAGCAAUAGAUUCACCCAGUUUCUUAUUUUAAGUAGGUAUUAAGUAAAAAAAAAAGUGUUUCUUAGCAUUAUCCUUCACAGAAGAGUGAGUAAAAAGGCUGUGUAGAAUAUCUGCCCCUGUGCAUUUUAAUAGUUUUGUACUGACUGUGUUUCAGAUUGUGACUGUUUUCUUUCAUUUUUUCUUUAUAAUGGCUUAUUAAAAACCAUAAUU